Peronospora belbahrii is the source of this 1383-nucleotide messenger RNA. The record is from the annotation of a GenBank genome assembly. NCBI's taxonomy places the organism in Eukaryota, Oomycota, Peronosporomycetes, Peronosporales, Peronosporaceae.
AUGUGGUUAAACACUCGGGAGCUCACAGCAGACAACGACGGUAUCACUACACAUGAUGGCGUAUGGGGCUUUGCUAGCUCCAGUCAAAGUGCUUCCCAUGGAUCCAUUGGCGUUUCGGGCUCACGCGCACUUUGGAACCGAAUGGAAUUAGCUGAAGAAGAAAGAGAGGAAGAAGCUUUGCCUUCUUAUCUUUCAUACGUACAACCGGCAUUCCAUUCAGCGUCUACAACGUCUACAACAUUCGUGUCAAGUGUAGCACCGUCCGGAGAUUUUUACACACCAAAGCGUAGCAUUUCAGAUCUUUCAACACCUUCUUAUCAACUAUCACAACGUGUACUUGCUACGCCUGAAGUAAACCAAGUGACUUGCAAGAGUUCGGAGCUAGCACAAGCUCUGGAGCAUCUUGUGCUUGAUUCAGUCCAACGGCAUGUUAACGAGACUACAAUGGGCAAUGCACCGAUCAAAUGCACGUGCUCUUGUAGUGCUAUGCAAAUAAAGAUGCAGGAGAUGGAGAGAAAGGUGCAAACGCUACAGAACCAGGUGCUGGAGCUGACCAAAAACACAAUUCCGACAGCUAGUGAGGUCGGCAGAGCUAGUAAUAAUAACAGUUGGAGUGCUACUGCACCACCUUUUGUGCCAAAACAGCAGCAGUACAAGCAACCUUCUUUGUCGACUCUGCCGCUACAUGCUUCGACUAUGGAUCAGUCGACGGCGACGGUAUUGAGUGACAGGAUCUCGACAUUAGAAGGACGACAGAGUGCAUUCCAGUCGCAAUUGGCACAGAUUGCAAAAGUAUUGGGAAUACCGGCUGGAAAACCGGGAAAACAUAUUCCGGUAAAGCAUUUGGUGCAGACGCUGCGUGAUGAAGUAGAUGCGAAGAUGCAGGAGGCGCGAAUAGAUUUGAUCGCGGAUAUGAGGACUGCGCUGGGAGAUUUUGCAGUGGGAGACAAGGGGAAGGAUGGGGUGUCUUUGAAUGCGAUUCUUGCGGCGUUAGCGGGCGAACAUGAGGCGUCUUUAGCAAGCCUUAGUGAAUCGUUUGAGGGACUCCUAGCGGAGGAAGCAAGGCAGCGUGCAGCACUUGAAGCUCGUGUUCGGUCUCAGCUAGCGCAGCAAGAGGAGUGGCUGCAGCAGCUCGAGGGAGCUUUUGGAUCUCCACACGACCCGGAACACGACCAGGACCCUGGACGCAAAGACUGGAACAUUGUUCAGACCAAACUUGCAGCGCUAGAACAAAGAUGCGAAGAAAGCCACAAACUUUGCAAGUGUUUAGCUCGAUUACUUCCGGAUGCAACAAAUUUUAGACUUCUAUUAAAACCUGGAGAAGAAGAAGAAGAAGAGGAGAAAGGACUGAGCUGGCCCGGACACGUGGUGGACAUAGCAUAG